UAUUGAUUUAGGAUUGGGACAAUUGCUAUCUGAUUUCGAAGCGCGCAUGGAUCGGGAUUAAUUUGAUAAUUGCAUCGAAUUUGCAUUCGAUUUAGGUUUGCUGAAGAACUUCAGCGCACUUCAGGCGCUUAACAUGAACGCAGGGGAGUACAUUCGGUUUGCCUAAUCUCCAAUCCAAUAAGCUCAAUGUGACUCUGGAUGUGUGUGUGAUCUCUAUGGAACUAUACUUGAUAAAGUGAACGGGGAAAUUAAAUUGUUUUUUUCAAACAAAAAAAUAUUGGAUUCGGUUUCGUGCGAGAAGAAAUAUAAAAAUAAGUAUGUUGUUUGAAAAGAGGCAACACUCGUAGUACGAACGAAAACACGCAGCACAGUUGAAAAUAUGGCUACAGCUUGUGUGGACAACGAUGAGUUCUGGAGGGUGUGUGCCAAUUGGCUUACACAGCUGGAGCUGCUCCGGGCAGAUCACAGGGCCAACUGGAGUGAAGCCCUCAUCGUUGACCUUGCCAGCACCCUCAGAGAUGGAGUGCUCCUCUGCAAUUUGCUCAACAAACUGGAGCCGGGAUGCAUAGAUCCAAAAGACUUCAGCCAGAAGCCAGCCCUGGCUCAAUUUUUGUGUUUACGGAAUAUAACGUUAUUUCUGACUACAUGCAAGAACAAUUUUGGCCUGUCAGAUGAUGAGCUCUUUGAGCCAUCCAUGCUUUUCGAUUUAACAAACUUUCACUCAGUUCUGUGCACAUUGUCAGCAUUAUCAUUGACUCACAAAUCUUUAAAAAGCAAAGUCCCGGGAUUUUCAGUGAAAGAUGAAAAAACAGAAGAGGAGGAGGCCAUAUAUCUCAGACUCAAAUCAGUCGUUGUGAGUGAUUUGAGGCCUGUGGCAAGCGGGGGUGGUGUGAACGAGCCCAGUUGGCUCCAGUUCACCAUCCCUUGUCCGAGGCCGGAUGAUAGAGAGGAGGAGGUCUACGAUGAUCUCUGCUAUGUCACUUUUUCUUCUUGUUUACCCGAGCUCGUCGGAUCGCAGCCUCUGGAAAAAAGGGAUUACGUCAUAAAGGAAUUAAUGGACACGGAGAGUAACUACGUGGACGUGCUCAGCAAAAUACAGAAGUAUUACAUCAAUCCGCUCGUCAAGUACAUGAAUCCGGACGAUCACAAUACGAUUUUCAAUUACAUUAAUGAUUUGCUCACUAUACAUUUAGACUUUAGGAAUCAGCUUAUAGAUAUUCAGGUGGAUAAAACGAAAAAGCUGAGCGCUAUUUUCAUGGGCAUGAGGGAGAGGUUCCUCAUAUAUGGCUCAUUUUGCUCUAAUUUAAUGGAUGCUACCAAUCUUCUGCAAGAUCUGUGCGAUAACAGCGAGAUUCUUUGUAUGGCCGUCGCCAAGUCUGACAAAGAAGCGAACUCUGGUAAAUUCAAGCUUAGGGAUUUAUUGCAAGUUCCGAUGCAGAGAAUAUUGAAGUAUCAUUUGCUACUGGAAAAACUAGUCGAAUCUACAGACCCCAAUCAUGAAGAAUAUAAAGAACUGAAGAGGGCUCGUGAAGCGAUGGUGGACGUCGCGAAUUAUAUAAACGAAAUGGCCAGAGAUAAAGACCAUCUGAAUGUGCUGAAGGAGGUGCGUAAGAACAUGGUGUGGGAUGGAAACGAUUUCCCUAUAGAAACUUGCGGUCGGUUACGAAAGGAUGGUGAAAUCAAAGUGAAAGAACACUCUGAGAAGGCAACAAAGUCCCGCUACGUGUUCAUCUUCGACAAGUAUAUGUUCCUCACGAAGCAGACGCGUCCGAAUCAGUUCAUGUUUAGGGGGAAGUUGGACCUGGCCGACUUCACGAUCGAGGACCACAAUAACAGAGCUCUCAUGAACCAAGGUCCUCGAUGGGCAUACCAAUGGCACAUGUUUAACAGCAGAAGAUCGGUGGUGUACACCAUGAGCGUGAAGAGUAUAGAAAACAAGGAGAUGAUGAUAAAAGCUAUCAAGGACGCUAUUGACAAUAUAAGGCCGAGCAGUUUAUCCCUGACGAAUCACCAGUUCACCAUGUACAAUUUCGAGAACCCCGUGUCUUGUAACCGUUGCUCAAAAUACCUUAAAGGCCUAAUCUACCAAGGAUACAAGUGCGGAGUGUGCGGCAUUGCCGUCCAUAAGGAAUGCAUAUGCACGUCAGGCCGUUGCGGCAUUCCCCUACCCAUUCGUCCCAGCUCUUCGUCUACGGAACCAUUGGGUCUGCAGUCAAAACUAUGGUUUGCCGGUGAGAAAGACAGAGCGGAAGCCGCCGGUAUAUUGGAGAAGAGGAAACCGGGCACCUUCUUAGUCCGGAUACGCAUGCUGAACAAUCCCGAGAAAUACGCGCUCAGUCUAAAGACUAUGAUAGGAGUAAAGCACAUGAAGAUCCUUUGCAACAUGGAAGGAACCCAACCCAAAUACCAUCUGUCGAUUUCCCGUUUCUUCGGUAGCGUCGAAGAGAUGGUCGCAAAUUACCAGCACGUCAGUUUGAAGGAGAACUUCGAGCGACUGGAAGAGUACGAUAAGCUCGAGUAUCCUUAUAGACAAAUCAAGUGCAUGGCCACGCAAUCUUAUCAUCCUGCAGAACCGGGACGUUUGUGGUUUGACGAGAAGGAAACCGUCAUUAUCAUUGACAAAGAGGAAACAGAUGGUUGGUCCAAAGGAUUGGCACGUAGAGGCAUGGGUUAUUUUCCUACCAAAUACGUUUGUGAACAGGAGGAAAUUUUAUACGAUUUCACUUUCGACUAAUAAACAACUGAACGAACUUUAGCUAGUCAAAAAAAUGUAAUGAAGAGAACGAAACAACAAAUUUAUUUUGCAAUAAUAAGAAAAAGGUCGUAAGUUGCAAAAAACGACAGAAGGCUCGAAUCGUUUUAACACUUACGAUCGUUUUAAUUUCAAGUGAUGUGAUUUCGUUUUGUUCCAGCUGUCUGUAAUAACGAUUUUUAAAAAAAAAAUACCAUUCGCUGGGAUAUAUACAUAUAUCAAGAGUUAUUUUCUGUGUUAGAUAGCUCAAAAAAUCUAGUUUCUUUUUUAAUCUAUACAUAUAUAUUUACUACGAAAUUUUAAGGAUUGAUUAUUUAUAUCCGGGGUUAAGCAAAUGUUUCUACUAUAUUUCUGUAACUAAAAAAAAAACAAUAUUAUGCGUGCAAAUUGAAGUGCAUUCUUUUAUACGAUAAUCUUAUUGAUUAUUCAAAUAGAAUUUGCAUGUAAUUGCGCAUUCGAUAGGCUACGUGAACUUUUAAUGGAGGAUAUGAUAUCAAUUAUGUUGUCUCAACAAUGUACACUUAUGUAUGUAAUAUUUUAGUAGUGCCAUGUAUUUUUUUCUGUUUCUUUUAAAUUGUUUAUUAUUAUU
Nicrophorus vespilloides is the source of this 3341-nucleotide messenger RNA. It is a transcript of the gene Vav, whose product is annotated as protein vav. Gene Ontology annotation, molecular function: protein binding; guanyl-nucleotide exchange factor activity. The record is from RefSeq and is a predicted model, not a curated record. The transcript is spliced from 11 exons. Gene Ontology annotation, biological process: regulation of GTPase activity; cell migration. Lineage: Eukaryota; Metazoa; Arthropoda; Insecta; Coleoptera; Silphidae. Bases 380 to 2734 code for a protein of 784 amino acids. Gene Ontology annotation, cellular component: cytoplasm.